GGAAUUGCACAACCCCCAGCAUAUCUCAACCGUCCUGCCCAAGUCCAGCCAUGCCCAAGAUCAUCCUGGCUCUGUUACUUGGGGUGCUGCUGUCUGAGCUGAGGCUGCCAAGUGAGGCCAGGACACCACCCUAUGGUGUCAAGCUGUGUGGCAGGGAGUUCAUCCGCGCAGUCAUCUUCACUUGUGGAGGAUCUCGCUGGAGACGGGCAGGAAAUGUCGGUGCCCUCCCCGGAGGAGAUUCUGCAGAAGCCUUUGCUGCAACUUCCUCAUCCAAUGAAUGGGUCCCGAUCCAUGCCCUGCCGAAAGAUCCGUCUGACUAUUAUGGGAGCUGGCAUGGCCAGCAGAGCCACAGCCCCUCGGAGGAAACCUGGAGCUUUGACCGUGCAGCCCGAGAUGUUUUGGCAGGACUGAGCAACGCCUGCUGCAAGUGGGGCUGUAGCAAGAGUGAAAUCAGCUCCCUGUGCUAAAGGGCGGCAUGUGAGGUUGAGUGUGGGUGUGGGUGUUUGGCAAAAAGGGAAUUGAAAUAUUCAGAUAUUUGUAAACUUGAAGCUCAGGCCAUCAGACACAAAAAUGUGCACACAGCUGACCAUAAAUAUCUCUAUUAAAGCUCCACCCCUUUCACCAAGCUAGGAAAAUGUACCCAAGAAUUAUAAUUCCCAGCAUCCUGUGAGACAAGGUCUAAACCACUGAGCCUCUUGGGCUUGCCGAUCAGAA
This is a messenger RNA of Lacerta agilis (Sand lizard), 714 nucleotides long. RefSeq names its product relaxin 3 (gene RLN3). The record is from RefSeq and is a predicted model, not a curated record. Gene Ontology annotation, molecular function: hormone activity. Gene Ontology annotation, cellular component: extracellular region. Bases 51 to 467 code for a protein of 138 amino acids. Lineage: Eukaryota; Metazoa; Chordata; Lepidosauria; Squamata; Lacertidae. The transcript has 2 exons.